Molecule: messenger RNA, 550 nt
Organism: Aphanomyces invadans
Lineage: Eukaryota; Oomycota; Saprolegniomycetes; Saprolegniales; Verrucalvaceae
Exons: 1
Coding region: 206-529 (107 amino acids)
Source: RefSeq, a predicted model, not a curated record
GGUGCGACCGGCAAUUCGACCAAUCAAAAGCGACAUUUUUUAAAUUUCAAGGACCGCUUAGUUGAACAGAAUAUGAGUUAAACUCUUCAAAUAAAUUCGCAGAGAUAUUUUAUUGCCAGGUGACCAAAAAGGCGCCUCGACACUCGGCGACAUCCACGACGAGGGCGCAACCAUCUCGCUCCGUCGAAGCAUCUAAACGGCGCCAAUGCAGAUCGUAGAGAGGAUGCUGCGGAGGGCAAUGCAAACUGCUUCUCUUGGCCAAUAUUUGGCUGCUGGAGCUGCGAUCCUUCGUAUUACUGGUAUGCACAUCGAACGGUUUGCUUGUGCAAUGGACGAUGUAGAGUGUUUUCACUCGAGCAUGGCAUGCGAUGGAGCAUUCGAGAAUACCCGACCCUUCAACCAUGUUGCAUGGACAGCGUUGUUUGCUGCGAUGUUUACAUGGUCGUCGAGCGGCAUAUCGAACGGAGACAGCCUCCUCGUCUUUCGCCUGGCCGCUUGCCUGGGCAUGUUUCAAGUCAACAUCCUUUGAAUGGCCCUCAUGCAUACAUAC